Molecule: messenger RNA, 1374 nt
Organism: Triticum urartu
Lineage: Eukaryota; Viridiplantae; Streptophyta; Magnoliopsida; Poales; Poaceae
Source: RefSeq, a predicted model, not a curated record
GGAAAACCCUCCCUCGUCCCAUUCCCCAUUCCCCAAAUGCGCGAACAGAAAGAGAUGGAAACCCACGCCGGCCUCGGCACUGACGGUGGCAACCCUGCUCCGACGAAGCCGGCGAUGGACGAAGCACGCGCCGGUGCCGAUGCCGCUGAAGCCCCCUCCUUUGCCGGCCCCGACGCGCUCCCCGUCCCCCAGCCGGGUACCGCCGCGAGCGCGAGGAAGCGGAAGGCCCUGGCGACGGCAAAGGCUGUCAGCAAGCCUCGCAAGACGCAGGUCGAGGAGCCGAUUCAGAUGCCUGUGUACUAUGGAUGUAGAGCACCGUUUUCUCGCGUGCGUGGCAACGAUUUAGAAGACAAAUGUGCUCACUUAAUCGGCGAGCUACCGCUGCAGCCACAGUCCAUGUCAUUGGUGGAUCUACAGCUCUGGAUCUUCAGGCUGUUCCGGCUCCAUCCAGAAACACAAGAUCUCGAUAUCAAGGGGUUCCUCAAGCAACGCAAAACUGAUUUCUUCGACGAAGAGUCCUCCGAACCAGACUGUUGUUUGGAGGACUACCCGUGGGGCAUGAAUGAGUUUUGUACUGACAAAUGCUGGAGUUCCUUUGCAAAUAAAUUGAAGAGAAAAAAACAUGUGACACAGAAGUUCAUGUUGUAUGUGCAAUCCUCUGAGGCCAGGCACUACGCCAUUUUGCUCAAAGCCGUACAUGAUGAUUACUCUCAACUGGCCACUGUUGUGCUGCCUGGGACGGAGUGCCUGGCAAGUAGUCGCUAUGCCUUCCGUGACCUUGUGGAUGACCUGACGAUGACAGCCAAGGAAUUGGUACAUUAUCUCACUGGACCCUUAGGCGAGAAGAUCAGUCCCGCUGAGGCGUGGAGGGCAAGACAGUUUGCUCUGGAGAGGGAAUUCGGCACCUUUUAUGAUUCACACAACUUUGCCCCAAGGUUGCUUAAGGAAAUAGCACGCAAGAACCCUGGUUGCUUUGUAGACAUCAAGGAUGAAGAGGUUGCAGGGUGUAAGGGUUUCCGAGUCCUGCAGCGUAUGUUUUGGGCAUUUGGACAGUGCUUGCAGGCCUUCCGUACCUGUCGCCCUGUGCUAUGCAUCAAGGGCACACCACUAUGUGGGAAAUAUCAAGGGAUGCUGUUGACUGCUGUGGCAUUGGACGCUAAUGAUUUUUCCAUUCCAGUAGCAUGUGCUAUCGUUGAGGGUGAGACCAAGGAAAGUUGGUUGUGGUUUCUUAGGAAUUUGGAGCGAGCAGUGGUGCAUCAGUCUGAUGUGUGCAUUAUACACGACUACAAAAGGGAGUUGAUUGAUGCUGUGGAAGACCUUCUGAAAUACGAAUAUCGACAGUGGCGUAAAGCAGAAAGCCGGUGAUGCAUGGAA